AUGCGUCGGGAUACCUUGUCAAUUACAAAAUUUCGUGAAACAAAGGAAACUAAUCAAGCACAAUCGGAUUCGGAACACGAAUCGAAGCCCGGUUCCUGGGCGUCCUUGACUGCGGACAAACGUCUGUCUGACACUCGACGUGCCAUUGAGGCCAAGAAAGAGAUUAGGCGCCAGCGAAAAGAUUUGAAGGAGAGCGGCGAUUAUCUUGGUGUCCAAGGCAUCAAUCCAGACACUGGCGUGCUCGACAUAAUAUCCCCGACUGACAGCGAAAGAAGUGCGAGCCUACAAACAGAUGGAAAAGUCAAUACGCUCCAGCAGGUACUAAAGAAUGCCCACGCCAAGUAUAACGAGGCCCUUCAUCCAAGUGGAGCGGAUGAUUUACAACCACGAUCAAAAAACGGGAAAGAAAGGAUUCAACUGGGCCGCCUCUACCCAAAUGUGAAAUGGCGAAGACACACCAAGCAGUGGUCAUCGGCGCAAGAGCCAAAUUUGAGCCCGGUUGCUCAAUCUCUAAAGAGUGGCACACCAGUUUCAGGUAUCGUAUACAGUCUUCCAUUGUACUAUAACUCGUCUAACGCCGAGUUAGUUGACCUAAAUAUUUCCGAGGGCGGUAGUUUGGGCGAGCAGGAGCUGAGCACACCUCAAACAUCCGGUGAAACUUCAAAAACUUCUUUGACGGUGGUGCAUACUCCCCAUCGGCUAAGCCACGCAGCCAUUUCUCCCGCUGCCGUGGAGCUAUUCGAGAAUGGUAUAGAGUUCAAUGGAGAGAGCUCCGUAGGUAAGGACAAAAGAGGCCACACGGGACCAGAACGAGGCGAGAAAACUCCGGAUGGUUCUUUUUUAGGUCGACAAACCCUGGGAACUCCCGGAUCCCAGGGCAACACCAAAAUAACCCCAACUCGCUCAAUCAAAGACAUUUCGAGCCUGAAGUCCCUGAUUGCGACGCUCGACUCACAGCUGCUGAACCAGAAGGAAAGUCUUCUUCUAGAAGCUGCUACCGCACCGAACACCCAGAGAACCGGGCACGAACUGUUAAAGAAUUCCAGAAGCGCCGAUAUGAUCGGGGAGAAGGGCCAAAGACAGACCAGAGAACGGGAGCUUCAGCUCACAGAUCGAGGAAGCCCUCUUCAAAAAUUAUCAGCAAGAAUAAAAGGCCGUCAAAGAUCAAAGAAAAACCCUCUUGCCACUACCAGAGUAUCCUCUCUGGAUCAUAUGCUCAGGUCAGUGACGAAUUUGAAGGAAGUAAUGCCAGCGACGGAAGCCUCUUCGACGAAAGACCUCUUGCACGCGGAGGAUUUUGCCCAGUUAGAGAUGAAAGUUGUCACCACGAAGACCCCGGAUUCCAAAGAGAUAACCGAAACGGCUGCCAGCGACUUGAACGGUCAGGUCGGCGAAGUAGACAAGGGCACGCAAAGCGAGUGGAAAAUGCCGGCGGAGGACUCAGUGAAAGAUCAGGGGUGGAACAAUUGGGCCCAAGACGUAGUUCAAAGAAUGGUCGAGAGGAGCGAAGGGGUCAAGGACGACCCUGCAUCCACAUGCAUCACCACCACUACUGGCUCAGGCCAGACGACGUCUCCAUCGAGCCAAGAGCGAGAGCCCCGGACCAAGAAAAGGAAGUCUGUUCCCUCGAGCCAGAGCUUCAGCAAAUCAAUACCGACCAAUAUAACUGCCGGUGGGAAAGAAUACCAAAUGAAUCAUGCACUGAGUACCUCGCUGAGCUGCAAACUAGAUCAAGAAAUCGAUACUAUGUCGACUGCAACCACCAAGCAGAAAUUGUCAGAAACCGCCCAGACAGACUUAGUCCCGACACCAGAGUGCCAGCCUGCGUGCAGCAUAUCACCAAUGUCUAUAUUGGACAUGGAUCGACAAAAAACGAACUUGACAGCAAAAGCACCUGGGUUGGAAGCAACUGCAAUAUCAGUACAAGAGAAGUGCAUGACCCAUCAAAGGGAACUGGCCCAGCCACAGGAGAGCACUGUUCAGGGUCCGAUUGCGAAAAUGCAAGUCGGACAGCUACUGGAGCCGGCGGAGCAGUUAACCCUCCAUAUCGAGGAGAGCUUGGGGAAGUUAAUGAUGAGCUACCCAGGGUCGUAUCCUCACCAUCCAGACGCCAACGACGACAUCGCCAAUCUUUUGAGUAGUCUAAUGAAAGACGUGGGAUCGUGUGACCUACCCACAUUUGAUCUUCGACCACGCGAGAAAGGAGUAUUGGCGAUUUGUAAAGAUGGCUUCCAAACGUUGCAGUCAGUGCUACAAGAAUACUUCCGACUGUUCUUGGUCCCUUGUAUUCUUCCCGGCCCGGGACCGCAUAGGAGAGCGGAGGAUCCCAGCACGAUUCUUAAUACUGUUACAAUUUUGUUCUUGACUUUCCCCGGAGCCUGUCUUGCCGCAUGGGCCUUUUCAUAG
This is a messenger RNA of Clonostachys solani, 2406 nucleotides long. The record is from the annotation of a GenBank genome assembly. NCBI's taxonomy places the organism in Eukaryota, Fungi, Ascomycota, Sordariomycetes, Hypocreales, Bionectriaceae.